Messenger RNA from Myripristis murdjan (pinecone soldierfish), 6795 nucleotides. It is a transcript of the gene map2, whose product is annotated as microtubule-associated protein 2. Lineage: Eukaryota; Metazoa; Chordata; Actinopteri; Holocentriformes; Holocentridae. Gene Ontology annotation, cellular component: neuron projection. The record is from RefSeq and is a predicted model, not a curated record. The transcript is spliced from 18 exons. Gene Ontology annotation, biological process: neuron projection development; microtubule cytoskeleton organization. Bases 1 to 5259 code for a protein of 1752 amino acids. Gene Ontology annotation, molecular function: microtubule binding.
AUGGCAGACAGUCGGCAGCCGGAGGACGGCGCCCCGCAGUGGGACCCGUCAGGAGGGCAGGACCCCGCAGGCACCCACGGCGCCAACGGCUACCCGGCCUCCGCCUACAGGGCCUGCCAGCCCGGGGGCGCGCACGUGGCCGCCGCCCCCUACGCCUCCGCCAGGGAGAACGGCUUCAACGGGGACCUGAGCGGGGCCCACGCUGUCACUGCAGAGCAAGUGUCAGCGCGGAUCGUGCAGGAAGUGACGGCCGAGGCGGUGGCAGUGCUGAAGGGGGAACAGGAGACUCACGCAGACACGGCCAAGAGGCUGCCAUCAGUGGAAGACACCACCAACCUGCCCCCCUCCCCUCCCCCCUCGCCGGCUGCAGAGCACUUCGGCCCGCUGGAACGAGAUGUAGGGGAUGAGGAGGAGGCGGGCCCUCUCCGCCGCUUCCAAAAUUCUCGGGAGAGGUGCAAGUUCCUCGCCCCCUCCAUCUCAGUUUCCGUGCCCGAGGACGACCCGUACCACUCCGACGAGGAGUACUAUGAGCACCCCUUGUUCAGCCCAGAGUGGACGCACUCGGGCUCUCGCCCCACGGGGCAGGCCGUGGCCUUUAGACAGAUCGAAGAAGAGGCCAUCGAGGCCCUUACAGCCGACUACGAGGAGGAGGUGGAGGUGGAAGAGGAGGAGGAGGAGGAGGAGGACAGUGCAGAGGCAGCAGAGUCCGAGGCAGCUCUUGACGAGCAGCAGUGGAGCGGGGAGGAGCCCGAGCUGGACAGCCCCCCAGCCGAGCCUUUAGAGCAGGCAGAGGCCAUAGGCGAGGCCCAGGCUCCGGCCCAGGCAGCUAGUGCUGGCACUGAAAGCCCAAAGGAGAGAGAGGAGGAGGAGGAGGGGGAGGAAGCAGAGGGUGAGGAGAGCCCUGAAGAAGCUUUGAAGAUGGACUCGGACAAACAAGGCAGUGAGAGAAGCGGUUCCAUGAGCCCAGACAGCAUCGGGUCGGAGAAACGUCCGGAGGAGUCGUUCGAGCCACAGAUGCAGGGCUUCUUUGCCGGAGAGCGAGUCGUGCCGGAGAGCCCCACCAUGGAUAUGCCCUCUUUUGUUCCUCCGAAUGUCCAAAACCAAGCCAAAGAACCUGCCAGGUCACUUACCCUUCAGCCUACGUACGGUGAGCCCAUCACGGUGUCUGAAAAGCAGCCUUCAGUUGAAGUCGUAGAGUUCAGCAGCAUCACUGCCCCGUCCGAUUUCUCCACAAUGGGAGUCAAGGUCCAAGGAGGAGACUCAACAAGAGAGGCAGGAGACAAAUCUGGCAUGUCGGCGUAUUUCGAAACCUCAGCCAUGGAGGUCGAUGAUGCUCCGCAGUAUAGGGCUGAAGGUUAUUAUGAACUAAGCAGAGCUGGUGAAGAGAAAGGCACAGAUGAUCCAAUGCCUCAGGAAAUGAGCUACAGCACACUGGCACAGGCUCAGGACAAACCAGAAAAUAAUAAAAGUCCAGCAGAUGACCCCAGGGUGUUCACAGUUCCUGACAGGAGUAAUGAGUGCAGGCUUUCCCCGGGUAAACUGGCCUUAGAGCAGAGAAGUUACUCACUCAACAUCACCAUCGGAGCCAUGGAUCCAAGUGGCCAAGGCAAACCUAGAAAUUUCACCCCUCUGGCCACAGAUAUUAUGUCGUACACGAGUGGAAGUCUAGAUGAGUCAGCAGACUACCUCCCGGUCACUACUCCCUCUGUGGAGAAGUCUCCACCGUUUCCUCCCCUGAUUCUUGAAACCGCAGCCUCUGUCACCUCAGAUUCCUCAUCUCCGCCACAGACCACUGACCCCACCACCAAAACCAGCCCUCAACCAGAAUCUCCUGAAUCCCCCCAACCCCUUUCGUACACCUACAAAAAUGGCACAGUGAUGGCACCAGAUCUGCCCGAGAUGCUGGACCUUGCCGGGACCCGCUCCAGGCUGGCGUCAGAGAACACCGACCCGGAAAUCACCCGGAGGAAGUCGGUUCCUUCUGAUGUUCCUUCCCCCACAGGUGACCCGAUGGCUAACCUGGCUUCGGGUGCACAGAGUCCUGCCGCCAAUAAGAGUGACAGUCAGCUGGAAGAGAUGGGCUAUUGUGUGUUCAGUGAAUAUUCAGGGCCCAUGCCAUCCCCUGCUGAUGUCCUCAGCCCUGUAGACUCUUCUGCGCAGGUCUUCGCCCCCUCCGUCCUGGAGGAGAAAGUGGCUGAACAGGCCAGGAAAUUAGCCGUCCGCGACACAUCAGUAGAGGACAAGAGUCAGUCAUCAGCAGCUACCGAUGUCACCAAAGAGCAAGACCAGAAACCGGUAGAGAGAAAAGAUUCUGCGGAAGAAAAAGCCCCAACAGUUGCAGAUGAGAAGCUGAGUAAGCCUGUGAGCGAGCCUGAUGGGGCACCUGCUCCGUCUGGUCAGCCGGUGGAGUCGUUCGUGACCCCAACCGUCACCGUAACCCUAGAAGAAGGCGGCAGGUCAGUGAGUGAGACCGAGCGACAAGCCAGCGGCGAAGGCUCGGCAUCGGAAACGGAGAUUGCGGACUACGAGAGGCAGAUCCGCAAACUGGAGAUGGAGGACAGACCCCUCAGCGUUGAGGAGGAGAGGGAACUUCAGGAGCUUAGGGAGAAGGUCAAACUGGUCCACCAGGAGGCCUACGAGGAGGUGGAUGCUGAAGAUGUGUACCAGCUGACUGGCGUGGCCAAGGACCGCAUCGCCAGGCCUGUCAAGACUUCACCUGCCUCGUCUGUGGAGAGCAACAUCGAUGAUGACAAGCUGCUCUCACCUGUGCUCUCACCUGCCAAACUUAAACAGAGGGAGAGUUACGGGUCUCCUAAAAGAGUGGCCUCACCGGUGCUCGGAGUAAGUAAAGAGGAGAAAGAGAAGGAGGAGAGAAAAGCGAAGGAGGCAAAGGACAAGGAAGAAGCAGAGAAGAAGAUGAAGGAAGAGAAAGAGAAGGAAGAGGCAGAAAGGAAAGCAAGGGAAGAGAAGGAAGAGGCAGAAAGGAAGAUGAGGGAAGAGAAAGAAGAGGAGGAGAAAGAGAAAAGAGAGCGGGAAGAGAAGGAAAAGUUGGAGAAGGAGAGGAAAGAGAAGGAGGAGAGAGAGAAGGCCGAGACCAAAGUGGAAAGUCCAAAGCCAAGCGAAGGUGUAGAAGACAGCGUGGAGGCAGUCAGUCAGCCGGAGGAGACAGCAGCCAUGAAGCCUGCCGAGGAAGGAGCUGAGGAACCUGCGAAGCCUGAGAAGGACUCCUCAAGUGCUAAGGAGGAGGAGGAGGAGGAGGAUAAUGAGGAAGGUGUGGUGGGAGGAGCUAGGGCACCGCCGGUCAAGGACAAGAUCCCCGAGACUCGCGCUGCCAUCGAGUCCGUGGUGACGGUUGAAGAUGAUUUCAUCACCGUGGUCCAGACCAUCGAUGAAGGAGAGGAGCCGGGCCACAGCGUUCGCUUCUCCGCCCCGCCUGAGGCCGAGGUCCUCGGAGUCCCCGCCCACAAGGACGAGGAGGAGGAGGAGGAGGAGGAAGAAGAGGAGGAGGAGUCUGUGGAGUUGGCCCAGGAAGCGGAGAUGGAGGGGGCCAGUAUGGAGGAGGUGUCCGAUGUCCAGGAGGCCCCAGAGACCCCAGCCUCCCCCGAGAAGGAGGCCCAGACCACAGAAACAGAGGGCCAGACUGAGAGCUACGACAGAGACGAAACCACCAUGGACGACUCGAUCCUGGACAGCUCCUGGGUUGACACUCAAGACGACGAUAAGAGCAUGGCCACAGAGCACAUCGAGCCUCUGCCCAAGGUGCUCAGCCCGGUCAAGAAGCCCGCCGUGGUCCAGGACAAGCAGCAGGCCAAGCCGGACAAACAGGACAAGCCGGUCAAGCCCAAAGCUAAAGGAGUCCGGGCAAAAGGGCGCAUCUCCACACCGGAACGCAAACCGGCCCGCAAAGAACCCGUCUACAUCCCCAGAGAGGAGGUCAAAAAGAAAAAAGCGGUGAUAAAGAAGACCGAGCUCACCAAGAAAGCCGAGGUUCAGACUCGCUCCCCGACUAGGAGGAGUGUGCUGAAACCCGCCGUCCGCCAGACCCGCCCCACCCAGCACCACUCCUGCCCCAGGAGGAGACCCACAGGCUUGGUACCGGACGGCCGUCAGCCCCUCAGCGUCGCCAGACAGUCCCGGGACAGAGCCUCGGACGGCGGCUCGCGGAGCCCUGAGAAGCGGUCCUCCCUGCCACGUCCCGCCUCCAUCCUGAGUCGCCGUGGUUACCAGGACCACGAGGAGAGCUCCACCUCCAUCACCAGCUCCGGCUCCACGGCUCCACGCAGACCCACAUCGUUUCGCACUGAGAUGAGGGCAGAGCAUAGGACAGGACGGGCCCCUAGUAUGACAGGUACGGAGUCGGUGCGCUCCCGCUCGGCCCGCAGCGGCCACUCCACCCCGCGCACGCCGGGCUCCACGGCCGUCACCCCCGGGACCCCGCCCAGCUACUCCUCCUCCUCGCGCACCCCGGGGACCCCGCGCUCCCUCAGCCUCAUCUCCCAGGAGAGGAAGGUGGCGGUGGUGCGCACCCCGCCCAAGUCGCCCGCCACCACGCCCAAGCAGCUCCGCAUCGUCAACCAGCCGCUGCCCGACUUCAAGAACGUCAAGUCCAAGAUCGGAUCCACGGACAACAUCAAGUACCAGCCCAAAGGAGGACAGAUUCAGAUUUUAAACAAGAAGCUGGACUUCAGUCACGUACAGUCAAAGUGUGGCUCCAAGGAUAAUCUGAAGCACUCUCCCCGUGGAGGCAAUGUUCUCAUCCCUAGCGUUAAGCUGGACUAUAGCCAUGUUCAGUCUAGGUGUGGCUCCCUGGACAGGCGGGGCUACUCGGCAGGAGGUGGAAAUGUGCAGAUCCAGAACAAGAAGAUCGACUUGAGUCACGUGACCUCCAAGUGCGGCUCGCUAGACAACAUCCGCCACCGGCCAGGGGGUGGUAACGUGCGUAUAGAGAGUGUGAAGCUGGACUUCAAAGACAAGGCCCAGGCCAAGGUGGGUUCACUUGAUAACGCCCAUCACACCCCGGGUGGAGGCCACGUCCUGAUCGAGAGCCACAAGCUGACGUUCCGCGACAACGCCAAGGCGCGAGUGGACCACGGGGCGGAGAUCAUCACCCAGUCGCCAGGCCUGUCUGGCUCUGUGUCGCCCCACCGCCACCGGGACAGCCACCUGUCGUCCUCCGGCAGCCUCAACAUGCUGGAGUCGCCACAGCUCGCCACGCUGGCCGAGGACGUCACCGCAGCCCUGGCCAAGCAGGGCUUGUGAACAAUGGAUCGGUGGAUCGGUGCACCUCAGAUGCCCUCCCGUCCUCUGGAAGCCACCUGGUCCCCCAUUCCCUUUACCUUGACCUGGUCCCCAUGAGUCCUGACCCUGUUCCCCCAACUUCUACACCCAAUCCUGCCACGCCGAGGCCAACCUGCUACCACAACCGCUCAGCCUCCAAAGGAACCGCCUGCUCUCACAUCCCCACUUCCAUCCCCACAUCCAUCAAACAAACACCAACUCUCAAACUAGAGACUCAAAAUUAGGAGCUACUUUACUUUGGUCAUCUCCCCCACCCCACCCCCACCCCCCGUCUAUCUCCAACCCAGAUCUGUGCUAUGUCCAACUCCUUUCUUUGGCCUCUCCUUUUGAAUAAUGGUGGAUAGAAUAGCUUCAGUGGUUUGUGCAAAGCUGUCUUCGGUAAGGACCAGGUACUGGCUUGGCUGGUCCUUGGAUCAGUGUUUGGAAGAAGCUACAGCAUUUUUUUUUUCUAUGCUAAGUAGGAAGUCAUGUGGCCAGCACACCAUGCAGCACGUGUUGUUUUUGCUCAGUAAAUGUGCAUGGACACCCGACCCCCUCCCGACCCCCUCCCCCACCCCCACUCAAAGAACCAAGCAUCCUUACUGCAAGUCAUGCUUGUCAUCCAAUAUAUAAUAUAUUUAACAAAUAUAUAUAGAAACGUGUAUAAAAAAAAAUACAAGUUCUUUGCCACCUACAUCUCUUCAAAUUGAUUUUAAAACGAAGCGACGACACGGCUAUAACUUAUACCUGUAAAAUUGCAUUAUUGCAAGUACUAGAUCAUGUUAUGACGAGCAUGUAUUGAUUCUAAUACAAAAAGAGGCUAUUUUGUAUUUUAAAAAAAAGGGAUUUUAGUAAGUUAUUUCCUGAUUCAUUGGAUAUGAAAAAAAAUGAAACAAGUUCAUGUUUUGUAGUUAUUAGUUGUUUACAGUGUUAUGCUUGGUGACGACCUCGGACAGCUGAUUCCUAAUCGAGUGCAUCUCAGUCUUGUUGAAGAGGUAUCAUUAACUUGUACUUUCUCAGUAGUUUCUCCAUAUACCAACCUGUUUAUACACCAGAUCAGUAUAAAAUGCCGGAGCAGUGUUUUCAUUCCAUGUAUCUCCAUUCACAAAAGAAACAGUUGAGGAUAUCUUUGUCUGUGGAGCUGCAGACGAUCAGCUCGCGUUAGAUGGUCUUUCUGAGAUGAACGGACGGUGCGGCCAUUCCUCCCCACACGCAGGCCGAGGUCACACUCAUUAGUACCGUUUGUUGCCUGAAACACAGAGGAAGACGCCACGAUCGAGCUACCUGAGAUUCAACAAAGGCUUCAGCUACACUGAAAUGUGUGUGAUGCGUUUGAGUGUGAGUGUGUGUGUGUGUGUGUGUGUGUGAGUGUGUGUCACAGAUCCCAUGCCAUUUUGAAAAAGGGACGCUACUGUAUCGGCGUGUUUGUGGCAAUAUUUCGGGGAAGAAAGUGGAAGAAAAACGUUUGAAAACAACACAAAAAAAAAUAUCCAUAAAAAUAAAAGACGUUUCAUAAAA